Molecule: messenger RNA, 258 nt
Organism: Lathyrus sativus (Indian pea)
Lineage: Eukaryota; Viridiplantae; Streptophyta; Magnoliopsida; Fabales; Fabaceae
Source: the annotation of a GenBank genome assembly
AUGGUAACUCGUGGCGGUGAUAUGUUAAUUAAGCUAUGGGAUUUGGAUGGACAUGUGAUCUUUAUCUUCGAAGGUCAUGAAGCACCUGUUCAUUCAGUUCUUCCUCACGCAAAGGAAAAUAUCCAGUUUAUAUUAUCAACUUUGAUUGAUGGGAAAAUUCGUGCUUGGGUGUAUUAUGGCAAGAACUUCCAGCUUGAGUACAACACUCCGGGACAGUAUUGCACAAAACUGAUGUAUAAUGCUGAUGGAAAUAGGUAA